Messenger RNA from Fomitiporia mediterranea MF3/22, 1359 nucleotides. RefSeq lists its product as uncharacterized. Lineage: Eukaryota; Fungi; Basidiomycota; Agaricomycetes; Hymenochaetales; Hymenochaetaceae. Gene Ontology annotation, cellular component: nucleus; pre-snoRNP complex. The coding region runs from base 1 to 1359 and encodes 452 amino acids. Gene Ontology annotation, biological process: snoRNA localization; box C/D snoRNP assembly; maturation of LSU-rRNA from tricistronic rRNA transcript (SSU-rRNA, 5.8S rRNA, LSU-rRNA). The record is from RefSeq and is a predicted model, not a curated record. The transcript is spliced from 2 exons.
AUGUCCAUUCCCUGCACAGACAACUCAACCGACUCAAUCAACCAAGCAGGCCCUAGCCAAGCACAUGCACCACCCUCUAGUAUCUGCACCCAAUGCAACUCCCAACCCUCCAAAUACACCUGCCCUCGCUGCCAAACAAAAACAUGCUCUCUACCCUGUUCCCGAGCACACAAAACCACAACAGGCUGCUCAGGCGAACGCGACCGCACCACAUACGUACCAAUGAACCAAUACGGUUAUAGCGCACUUAUGAAUGACUAUGUCUUCCUUGAAGAAGUCGGGAGGAAGGUAGAAGGUUGGGGACGGGAGAUCGUUUCUAAUAAGCUUCACGCUGUUGCUGGUGCUACUCGUGGUAUGAGUAUUCGAGGUCGAGGAAUGAAUGCCCGAAGUCGGGGAAGAGGGAUGUCUAGGGUAUUUCGUCAUGGACAUGACAAGAGAAGCUACUUGGCUAUGCAGUUGAGCAUAAGAGACAUUGAAAUGGAUGUUCUGCCUCACGGUAUGAAGAGAGCCAGCCAAAACAUGUCGGUUUGGGAUGGAAAAGGAAAACGUGCACUUCUCACUAUUGAACUUGUCUUCGAACCUCCUCCGGACCCCUUCACGCGAGAGGUGUUGAAAUCUACAUCUUUAAUUUCCAACAAAAACGACUGGGACCAAACUAUCCGACGAAUUAUCAAGACAAAUCUGAAGCGGUCACAGAAGGCUCGUGACUAUGAAGCGCUUCUCCAGUGGCUAAGUCUCGAAGACGAGGAUGAGACUGUCCCAACAAGCGUUCUGUGCUUGAUGAAAAGACCCAGAACUGAUGAUGACUCGCUCGUCACGAACCCAACACGUCCUUCGUAUUACAAACUAGACUGGAACCAAAAGCUAUCAAAGGCGUUCCGUUACAAACAUUUUGUCGAAUUUCCGACCAUUAUUGUAACGGAUGAGACUUCGUUUAGCGGAAUACUCGUUGAUGACAGCGGGGCAACCGAGGACCUACAUGAGAGGCAGCCAAAGAGACGUAAGCUCGACGUGGACCAGGUGAGGAAGACCAUGUCUGGUCUUGUGGGCGAUUACGGCUCUGAAGACGAGGAGGAAGCGAAUGUCUUGGAGACAUUGGCCAAUUAUUCAGAAAACGACGAGGAUGACGCAACAUCAGACCAAGACGUGUGUGGGAUAUUAGGCGAGGCCGAUGAAGAGCAUGCGGACUAUGCCCAGGAUACUCUAGACACAGAACCGGCAGCGGAUAAUCUGGUUGUAGAAGAUGGUUCCGAUGACGAGACCCUCGACUGGGGUGACGAGGAGAUUGCAGAGGAUGAAGCGAAAAUCGCAAGCCUCUCCGAUGCUAUUCGUCAACGAUACGCGACGGCGCAGAAAUAG